AUGCAGCCCCGCUCGUUCCGCGGGGACGCGGCGGGCGAGAGUCCCGGGGGUGCGGGCACGGGGUCCGGGUCCCGCUCUACGCACGGUGGCCUUGGGGGUACCGGGGCUGAGGGGGCUCCGCAUCCCCGCGGGGCCGGGCCGGGAGCGCCCCGGGGGCGCCGCGCUCGCAGCGCCGCUCCGGGCCCGCCAGGGGGCGCCCCGCGGGGCGGCGGCGCGGAGGGAGCAGCGGGGCCUGAGGGGUCCAGGGGCCGGCUCGGGCGGUCCCCGCGCCGCGCCCGAUUCCAGCCGCGAUCCAGCGCCUGCUCCGGGAAUGCGCCGCCCUCCUGCCGGGCCCGGCACCGGCACAGCCCGGGCUCCCCACGGCAGCAGCGGGACCUGCCCGGAGCCGCAGCGAGAGCAGCCCCGCAGCUGCCGCGGUGCAAGCGGGAGCGACGGCACCGAGCUCGGUCCGUGCCUGUCCCGGAGCGGCUCUUCCCACCCACGGCGAUCCCGGUCCCGCUCCCAGCCCCAAUCCCGCCUCGGUUCUGCGGCCCCGCGACGGAGAAGCGGCUCAGCCCGGGACCCCCAGCAGACACCGGCAGGACCCGGACCCGAAUCCCCAGGCCUGGGUCCCAUUCCCGGCCCCACCUCAGCGCCUCGAGCCCCACGGAGCACCGGGAGCAGCCUCCGGUCCGGGGCUCCGCAUGGCGCUCCAGCGACGGCCCCGCCGCAUCCCGCGAUGAGCAUCCACCGCCCAAAGCGGAGCGGGCGCGGAUCCGCCGGGAUUUACGGGCGCGGACGGGGCGGGGCCGGCUCAGGUCCGCGGGGCUCAGGGCGCUGCACAAUAAAGCCCAGAGGGCCGGAGCGGCGCCCCCGCUGUCCCUGGAGCCCCCACACGGGGCCGGACCCGCUCGGCGGGACCCCCCAUUGCAGUGCAAUGCACGGCCCGACAGCGCCGGGCCCCGGCACCGCCCCUCAGCCCCGGGACCGCCCCUCAGCCCCGGGACCGCCCCUGAGCCCGGGAUCGCCCCUGAGCCCCGGGGCCCCGCCCUGCCCGCGAUGGCGGCGGUACCGUCGCUGCUGGCCCCUCCCCUCUCACCUGGGCCGGGCCGGGGCUGCGAGCGGCACCGGGACCGGGGCCUCGGCUCCGGGUCCCGCCGGUGUCUCUGGGGCUCCGGGCGGUGCCGCCUCUCCCCCGCCGGGCGGGCUGCGGGUCCCGGCCUCGCAGCACUGAGGGCGCUUGGGGCCGCCGCCGGCACCGGCAGGAGCCGCUCCGGGACGGGCGCUGGGGCCGGGCCCGGUUGGUCCCGGGAUGCCGCGCUCAGCCCGACGCGCCGGGCCGGCCCCGCUCGGAGCCCCGAACCCCUCCCGGCCGCCCGCGCCGAGCCCCGAACGCGGCCCCGGGGCUCCGCCGCCAGCCCCGCCCGCGGCGCUCGGCCCCUGCCCCGGAGCUCCGCCGCGGCCGCGGCAGCCCGGCUUUGGGCCGUGCCCGGGGCUCGGAGCCCGGAGACACGGACUGGCCCUGGCCGAAAGAGCCGCCCGGAGCACCAAAACGCGGCCUUUGGCCUUUCGCUCGAGCCCCCGAAAUGCAGCACUUCAAUCUCUCUUGGACGCCGCUCCCCGCGGCUCCCGCGGUGCGGCGCCGUCCCGGGCUGCAGUUCCGGCGCUGCCCACGGGGCGGCAGCACCGGGCGCUCCCGGGGCGGCCGCGCCUCUGACCCGCCCGGAGCCGGCGGGGCCGCGAACGCCGCGGGCAGAACCCCCCGAUCCCCUGUGCCACCCUCCAGGGCACAGGAUCGCGGCGUUCCUGAGCCAAAAGGGACCCGCGGGGAGCAUCGAGACAAAUCCUGGCCCCGCACAGGACCCCAAGGAUUCCUCGCUGUGCCCAGGAGCCUUGUCCGGAGCCCGGCUCUUCCCCCAGGAUCCUGAAAACACAGCGGGGCUGGGACAAGGAUGA
Molecule: messenger RNA, 1935 nt
Organism: Melozone crissalis (California towhee)
Lineage: Eukaryota; Metazoa; Chordata; Aves; Passeriformes; Passerellidae
Product: collagen alpha-1(I) chain-like
Exons: 4
Coding region: 1-1935 (644 amino acids)
Source: RefSeq, a predicted model, not a curated record